CUUGAUGCCACGUUCACUGGGUGAAAUCCACAGCAGACUUCGCCUUAUCUCCCACAUCUCCAUCUGGAUACAACUUGGGUUUGGACUUGAGUUUAUUCCUCUCUGAUUUCUUCACUUGGUCGGGUAUCUGGUGUCUUACCUGGCACUUAACCUUAACAAUUGGCGACUCUGUGUUGAAAAUGUAUCUAGCCUGCCAAAGCAUGCGCUCAACAGUGUGAUUCUCAUGAGGCUAUAACAAGCUUGAGCGCUUCCACCCAAACGGCUUUGAAAAGGUGGAAGGAUGAAAUAUGCAUCAUCCAGCUGAUGUUGUUCGGUAACGUAGGAAACUAUAGACGGGGGUUGAUGCGCACCUUUUGGAGCUACUCACAUCUCCGACAGGUGUGCGGCUGUGCGCAAAGCGGAUCUGACUGCGGUGCAAAGUACUAAUAUUCUCCGGGCAGACAGUCGUCCUGGGUGCGUGUCCAACUGUUUGGACUAAACGCCGAGUGUAUCUAACAUGUGGACCUGGGACGCAUGCAACAGAGAGCCCUAACCAUGAGGAGGAGCCGACACCGCGCAAAUAUGGGACUUCUCUUGCUAUUCAGAUGGCUUGUAUUCACAGUGGUGGUGCCCGCCUGGCUGCUUGCUGCUCCAAGUGGCAUCCGUGAGCGUCCCUGCCUCCAGAGCUGUAGAUGUGAUGGGAAAAUAAUAUACUGUGAAUCCAAUGCCUUCCGUGACGUGCCAAACAAUGUGUCUGUGAGCACCCAGGGCCUCUCCCUGCGUUACAACAGCCUGGUGAACCUCCGAACACACCAGUUUGCAGGCCUGAGUCAACUAGUGUGGCUCUACCUCGACCACAAUUACAUCAAUGAUGUGGACGGCCAGGCUUUCCAUGGGAUACGGAGGCUGAAAGAACUGAUUCUCAGCUCAAAUAAGAUCACACUGCUCAAAAACAACACUUUUCAUGAUGUUCCGAAUUUACGCAAUCUAGACCUUUCCUAUAAUAAACUGCAGGUUCUCCAGCCUAAUCAGUUUGUGGGUCUGCGAAAACUGCUCAGUUUACACUUGAGAUCAAACUCCUUGAAAACUGUCCCCAUGCGAGUUUUCCUUGACUGUCGCAACCUGGAGUUUCUUGAUAUUGGCUACAACAGGCUACGGAGCCUCACACGUAACGCCUUUGCUGGACUCCUUAAGCUCAUCGAGCUUCAUCUGGAGCACAACCAGUUCUCAAAGAUAAACUUUGCUCAUUUCCCCCGCCUGACUAACCUGCGGGCGCUGUAUUUGCAGUGGAACCGUAUCAAAGUGCUGACCCAGGGCCUGCCGUGGAUGUGGACCUCCUUGCAAAAGUUGGACGUCUCUGGGAAUGAGCUCCAAGUGUUGGACCCGAGUACGUUUCAAUGCCUUCCUAAUCUGCAGACUCUUAACCUGGACUCCAACAAGCUGAGCAAUGUGUCUCAGCAGGCAGUGGAGGCUUGGAUCUCCCUCACCACAAUCAGUCUGGCUGGUAAUUUGUGGUACUGUAACCCAAAUAUAUGUCCCCUAGCGGCCUGGCUCAAGGCCUUUAAGGGUAACAAGGAGACCACUAUGAUUUGUGCCGGCCCAAAGGAGGCCCAAGGAGAGAAAGUGACCGAUGUGGUGGACACUUAUAACAUUUGCACAGCAACACCGGCCCCCGUCCCAUUAACAACAUCUCCCCUCACCUCUGCAUUUCAACCUGAGCUGCUGUCUCUUCCCACAGAGUCUGUGGAGGAUAAGAAGCAGAUCUGGAACAGGACAGCCUCCCCUACUCCCUACGAGGCCACCCCCACCUUCUCUUUGCCAGACACUGAGUAUGUUUCCUUCCAUAAGAUCAUAGCUGGUAGUGUGGCACUCCUCUUAUCCGUGGCUAUAAUUCUGCUGGUAAUCUAUGUCUCGUGGAGGCGCUAUCCCAGCAGCUUAAAACAGCUUCAGCAGCGCUCAGGAGUCAAAAAGCGCCAGAAAAAUGCACGGGAGACCGAGCGCUCCCUUAAUUCACCACUGCAAGAGUACUAUGUGGACUACAAGCCUUCACACUCAGAGACUAUGGAUGUGCUGGUUAAUGGGACAGGACCUUACACAUACACCAUCUCAGGCUCCAGGGAAUGCGAGGUAUGACCGUUGCCCUCCAAAAAUCCAUUUCCACUGCGAGGCAUGAGAGAUACCGCAGCAGCUGAGCGCUCUUACGUUGUAUAGGUGUGAGCAGUCUGCUCUGGAUUACUGCCAUGCCCACCUGUUGCUGCACCUCAACAUGGGCAUGGAGCACCCAACUCAGGCAUUUGGAGGUCCGAGGCCAGCCAAGUACCACCCUGGCCUCAUGCCUCCCCUCCCCUCCGAGCCUGUGCUGCCUUGCCCCCAGACCCGCUCCCUCCACCAGUGAGCUGUUUACACUGUGAGCCUCUGUGUCUGAAAUACUGACUGCUGCACAGAAUCAGUGCAAACAUGAAACACCAGGCUGUGUGGGAGGGAACUGGGACUGGUAAAGAAGCAAAGGAGACUUAUUCAUCUACUGCAGAGCAUCCUGGACCCAGGGUAAUGAAAAUGGAGAUAUUUCUCAGUGGAAAUAAAUGGGUGCUGCCAUAUUGAUUAGUAAAGCUUCUGACCCACCUGACCCACCUGACCCUCAAUGUCCUCAAUUAGAAAAGGAGGCUGAACAGCAGCAUGACUUUCCGCGUUCUGCUCUGCCUCCUAAGGAAUAUUAAGGCUAAUAAUUGAAUGAUUUUGUUAAUCUUAUUAAACGUGUUUCCUCGGCUGCUCCUCAUCUGGACACCUCUCUGCUGCGUCAGGUUAAAUAAUCAAAUCCAAAAUGCUAUUAACAGAGAAGUAUGAUAAGCAGUUGAGAAGCAGAACAAAUGAAAGAUCAGCCAAGCUAAAAUAUUUUCUGCUGCUUUCUUCUGAUCAUGCUGUCAGUCAGAGCGCUCUCCCCCACUCAGUCCCUGUGGCGUUUUUCAUCUGGAGGAAUGAGCCACCCAAAUAAAAUUAACAAAGACAAGAGAAAAGAGAAAAUAACGGACAGUAAUUGUUAUAUAAAAUGUACAGCCUACACAUCUUGCCGGCAGUAAGUAUAAUUUACAUGGUGACUUUUGAUUUCCCUCAUGAUUUUGGGUGUCGAUCACAUUAUAGUUGAUUCGUGCUGAGAAAUAAACAGAUGAAAAAUAAACACCAGAUCUCGGUGCACUGGGAUGUUCGGAUAUUUACUUUUCGUCAUCCAUUUAAAUCACUCUUGUAGUUAAUGUUUUGUUGUUUUUGAAAUGUGUUCUACAACCAAUAAUCUGAUUGUGCACUCAUACUGUAUAUCUACAUGUGUGUGCUUUUUACAAGAUGUUGCAUUAUAAUAUAUGGUAAAUAAACUGUGGUAAAUGACCAAUAACAGUGUCUUUCAUCAAGAUCAGUGGUAUCAACCCAACACACUCUCUGCUGUAUUUCAACAGCUGUGUAAUUAGUUAAGAAUGGAAAGUGCAGCUCUUAAGGAAAGCCUGAUGAAGAAUCAUGUCUGUUUUUUGCAUUACUGAUCUCUUCCUGUGACUGUAUGUGAAAGUUAUCUGACGUAAUACAGUAUACUCCACUCUCUGAA
Messenger RNA from Gymnodraco acuticeps, 3568 nucleotides. RefSeq names its product leucine-rich repeat transmembrane neuronal protein 4. Lineage: Eukaryota; Metazoa; Chordata; Actinopteri; Perciformes; Bathydraconidae. Gene Ontology annotation, cellular component: plasma membrane. Bases 514 to 2112 code for a protein of 532 amino acids. Gene Ontology annotation, molecular function: protein binding. The record is from RefSeq and is a predicted model, not a curated record. The transcript is spliced from 3 exons.